Molecule: messenger RNA, 684 nt
Organism: Eimeria mitis
Lineage: Eukaryota; Apicomplexa; Conoidasida; Eucoccidiorida; Eimeriidae
Exons: 3
Coding region: 1-684 (227 amino acids)
Source: RefSeq, a predicted model, not a curated record
AUGAACUCUCAACAGAAGGAGCAGCAAGAACAGCUGCAGAUGCAGCAGCAACAGCAACUCCACCAACAGCAAGAGCAGCAAGAGCAGCAGGAGCAGCAGCAGCAGCAGCAGCAGCAGAUGGCAGAUAAAGAAGCUGGAGAGAUGCCUCAACAGUCUCAGGAGCAGGAUCAAGCCACAAGGGAAACGACCCCUGCAGAGAAGGAAGAGGAGCAGCAGCAGCAACAGCAGCUGCAGCAGUUGCAGCAGCUGCAACAGCUGCAGCAGCAGCAUCAGCAACAGCAGCUGCAGCAGCAGCAACAGCAGCAGCAGAUGGAGAGGCAGAUGCUACAGCAGCAACACCAACGGCGCGUACAACAAAUCCAAGCAUCUUCUCAGGAGCAACGAGAGCAGCAGCAGCAGCAGCAACAGCAGCAGCAGCAGCAGCAGCAGCAACAGCUGCAGCAGCAGAAGCAGCAGCAAGUACAAACUAGACAAGGCGCAUCCCAGAGGUUUAGGUGGAAGCAGGAUAUAGUAGACAAGCUCAGCCUUCCAGGUCCCCUGCUAUCAUUGGACGAGUUUUUGCGAGCGUUUUUUGCUGCUGAGGAUUUUCAUCAGCAGCUGCAGCAGGCAAAGCCAUACUGGGAGAGAGCCAUCGCCGCCCAGCAUAAACUCACCAUAGAACAAGCGCAUCUUGUAAGGGUUUAG